CUCGGCCGACAGACGCGUCCGCGACACCGACCAGAACGGAGGUGCUGUUCUCUCUGCGUUUGAACGGGGCUCGUCUCGAACGAACCUCUCUCGUCGUGCGAACAGUCAGUCGUCCGUGCCUCUCGCUCGUACCGAGAGCGAGCCGCGCCGAUCCGCGCGACGGCAUAAUAUCGUCGUGCCGCGGCUACAACCGUGAUCCAGGAUCCAAGUGAUUUCCGUUCCGGAAUCGAACCGGUGGAAGCUCUUCGGUUACUUUUUCUUUAUUUUUUUUUUCAUUUCUCUGUGGAUCAGUGAACGAUCGCCGUCGAAGAGCGGGCCCGUGCGACUCGAGCCGAGCCGAGUCGAGUCGCGAAUCGCCAAGUGUGCGUGAGAAAGUAUAAUAUACCGGGGGUGUGCUCCAGGCGAGAAGGAUACCGCCUCGUUUCGCUGCGUCUCGUUUCUUGUGCUCCUCGUGAGAGAUCCUCCCAGUGGUGCGAUCUUUGACUCCGCAGUUUCUUGCUCCGUUCUCCUGCCGCCGUCAGGAGGAGACUCGCUCGGUGGUGGUGCCCGGCAGUGUUUUUUUCAGUUUCUUCUCCUGUUUCUCUCCGGCCUCUCUUCUCUCACUCUUUAUUUUCCCUUUCUUCUUUUCUUUCCCGUUCUCCUUUCGGAGCGGGGGAGGAGGUGAAAAUUUGUCCCCGGUGAAGAAACAGUUGAUCGAAACGCCAAAUGUGGUUCCCCGUUCGUCGGUUCUGUCGUCGACGGAGGUGAAGUCGGCGGAGGCUACGCGCGAGCAACGGCCGCGUUGUGAUGUUCGACGGGUUUAUCGUCGUUCCUCGGUGGCUCGUGUGAUCCCGUCGGAUACUCGUUGUCGAGCCGCGGCUCGAUCUCGGAGUGCCGUCGAACUGUUUGGAUAGCGUGUCGGAUCGCAUAGUAGUUCCGCGGCCGGAGUCGCGAACCCCGGAGUGUUCGUUCGGAGUAUUCGUGCGUUUUCCUCGGCGUCGGCGAAACUUUGGACCAAUGAGAGGGCUUGCCGCAAGGUGCGCUCCAGGUGAGAGAAACACGGGGUGGACCCAUGGAACAACGCGUACCUCGGCGGACACCGUUGGAAGCAGCAGCCGAGCAUCGGAGAAACUCGAUCGGUUCUUCUAAUCGGCGGCCGAUCGCGACCGAUUCGAUCGAACAGCCCCGUCGCGAGCACCGGGUUCAGGAUCGUCUCUGACUCGGCUCCGUUUCUCGAGGAUCAUCCUACCGAGAAGACGAGUCCGUGAGAAAGAGAGCGAGAGAGAGAGAGGAAGAGAGCGAGGCCCGGGUGUGUGCGCGCCGCUUUCCGCUGGGAAUGUCUCGAGGAUAACCGGCCGGGAAAAACAGGAUACCGGAGAGUGUUCGCGAGCUGGCAGAAUCGGGAAAAACGCGACGGAGAACCGUUAGCCGUUCGGGAAAGUGAAGCGUGGAUGUGGUGUUCGUGCAACGGUGGUGGAACGUGGUUGUGGACGGCAGCAACGAAGGUGCAGGUGUUGUCGUUGCUGUUCCCGUCGUCGUCGUCGUCGUUGUUGUUGUUCCGUUCGCCGUCGACGUCGACGUCGUUGUUGGUUGUUGUCGCGUCCCGGUGAACGGUGGGUGACGGUGUGGUGCUGCUCGUUGUCCACGUUGUUACGAUGGUUUCCACGUCCUUUGUGACUUUGGUGUUCCUCGUCUGCCUGCAAACGGUUCUGCUGUCCACUGUGAGCAAUUGCGCGAAGACGAUCAGCAUGUACUGGAACACCACCAACUCUAUAUUUCGAAUAGACAAUACGGAUCACAUAAUAGACGUGAACAAGAACAACGCGGCGUUCGAGUACGACCAAGUGAACAUAAUAUGUCCCGUGUACCAGCCGGGGACGUAUGACGACGACGCGGAGAAGUAUAUCAUCUACAACGUGUCCAAGGAGGAGUACGAAACAUGUCGGAUAACGAAUCCGAAUCCGCGGGUGAUAGCAGUCUGCGACAAGCCGUUCAAGACGAUGUACUUCACGAUCACCUUCAGGCCGUUCACACCGCAACCCGGAGGCCUGGAGUUCCUGCCGGGACACGAUUACUACUUCAUCAGCACCUCGACCAAGGAGGACCUUCACAAGCGCAUCGGCGGAAGGUGCUCCAGCAACAACAUGAAAGUCGUGUUCAAAGUCUGCUGCGGCAACGAAGCUGACACCUCGUCGUCCUCCGCGACGUCGCGCAACAACUCCGUGCCCGUGACCAGCAGCACCGUGCCAAGCAGCAGCUCGACCAGCACCGGAGUUUUGGGUGGAGGAGCCGGCGGAAUGGCACCCCAGCCACCACCAAGCGUCCUCAAGGGCGGAGAUCGAUUCUACCCAGGGGGCAACAUUCAUCAUCAUCACGAUCAUCAUCAACCGGCCACGGCAGCGCCGACCCUGCCCCACGCGCCCCCUCCGGCUAUCUACCCCGUGCAUCCGCAUCAGCCUCCGAUUCACAAUGGACCGCCGUCUUCCUUGCCGCCCAAGACCUCGAUCGGCCAGAAGAAGAAGAACAAAGAGUAUUCGGACCACCCGAACGAAGUGGUGAAGAACGAAGAGUUGACCUACAACGGGGCGAGUUCCAGCCGAGUUCAAGAUCGGUUCAGCCAACUGUUGGUGGUGGUUACUGGAAGCCUGGCGAUCAGCGUGCUUCUGCCGCAGUUGUUCCGGUGAAGCGACGGCGCCGCCGACGAGAACGUAUACCCCAUACGUCGAAACCCCUUUUUCUGUGAUUAUCCUACGUUUAAUUAAUUUCUUGAGGCACGCGCGUAUAGCCCCGCGCGCGGCCGCCCCUCGAUCGUGAAAAAGUAAAACGCGCACGAUUUAUGGUCGGACUGCCUCGAGAGAGAUAGAACGGGAAAGCUUAAUCGUGAGAAGAAGACGCAGGAAGACGAUAAAACCUAAAAAACAGAAACCAACCAGACUAAAAAAAAAGAAAACAAGGAGACGAAAUAUAUUAUACAUAUACAUAAAUUCGUACGUAUACACAUCUCGUGUCUGUACGGAUAUGCCACCUAACCACGCGUAUAUGUAUACGGAUAGCCGCGUGUGUAUGCGUACGCGUAUGUAUGUGUGUAUAUAUGUAUACGUAUACGUAUACGGAUUUGUAUACGUACAUCCGUAAGGGUUUUGGAAGCGUAGAUCGACGAAGAUCGAUGAGCGUAUUAUAAAAAAAAAAACAUCGUCGGGAGAAGAGACACGCAGCACAACUCACACGGAGCAGCAACGCCAUAAUAUUGAAAAACAAAAACGUAUAUAAACUAUCGGGAGAGUAAACGUAAAGGAAGAGGAGGAAGAGUAUGAAAACGAGGACGGUAGAUAGUAAGAUUACAAAGACGAAAGAGAAAGACGAGACGAGGCGGAGAGAGAGAAAACGCUACUACUAGACACUAUUAUAGUAUGCCCACUAUUAUCACUACUAUAAAUGGUAGUCGUAUUGGUUGUCCUUCUUAUCAUUACGCUAAUUCUAGAUAUUUAUUCGAAAUACGAGGAAAACGUGAGACGAAGUCGUGUGAACAGCGUGCUAAUUAUUCUCUAGCGGGGGGUGGGGGCACGAAGGCGCUGGAGACACCUGCCGGGGCAGCGGGGAAGCUGUGCGAGCUUCGCCGUGCGAUCCCCGCGGUCGAGCGAUACGACCGCCAGGAGGUCGACGGACGAGCGAACGGUCCUUCGUUGCCGGCCAACUCUCGGGGCCGUUUUACGGAAACGGCGAUCCGAGAUCGUUAACACAGUAACCAUUACAUACGUGCAGCCGUUCGUUUCACGUGAACGGACUCGGAGGAAUAUAAUUAUCCGACGAACGACGAACCAAAAGCGACCGUUUUACGAGCCGAUUUACACAGACCGAGAUUUCUCGCCAGUCUCUUUCUUCCCGAUCGAACACGUCCAUACACAGAUACCGCAGUCUCGCGAUGCGCGCUGGGCAUUGAAUCGAGAACUAAUCCAGGAAUUAGUUCGGACGGAGAGUCGGGUCGGGUGUCCGACCGGGAGAAGACCGGCCGGGCGAUCCGAGUCGACGAAACGAAGGACCGUUCGCGCGCGUGCUUGAACGAGGAACGCGACCAGGAUAAUUAGCACGCGUGUAAAUAAAUUCCUAAUGAAUAUGUACAAGUGGCCCUUGGCUCACGAAUCGCCGGGCCAAGGGGGAUUUAAGAGAGUGCCGUAUACUAGGUAAAAAUCUUAUAUAUGACACACGCGAGGAAAGAGUGCGAUAUACGGUGUGCGUGGGGAACAGUGUGCGUGCGCGCGCGCGCGCGCGUAUGUAUGUGCGUGCGUGUUCUGUUUGGCGCGGAUCGAACGAGGAUCGGCGCCGCGGUAUCGUCAGUGUCAUAAAACAGUAAAACCUGCGACGAACCUUUGUUAUGUUCCGGCGGGAUCGUGUGUGCGUGUAUGUGUGCAUGUUCAUGUGUCUAUGUAUGUGUGUGUGUGUGAGUACGUAUACACGAUAGAAUGAGAAACGAAGCGGCAUAUUUCGUCUUUGCUGCGACGAGAAGAAUUCCUCGCUUCGGAUGUCGGGCGUCGUCGAAUUACUAUGAAGCGAAGCGAGCGAGCGAGCGAGUGCGCAUGCGUGAAAGAGAGAGAGACUGACCGCGGAGCGAGAUAAUUGAAGAGAAAUUUUUGUAUCAUAGUUGUACCAUACCGAAACACUAUCUUAUAGAUCUGUAUUAUAUUUAUUCUCCGCUAUCAUUACGCUACGAAUAAUCACACUCGAUAUUCUAUAUUUACUAGUAAAAAUAUCAAAUUUCACUAGCGAAUAAAUUGCGUAUUCGGCGGGGGUUUAUAGGCGACACGACGCGAGCAGGGCGAAGGUUAGAACACGAUCAGCUCUCACCUGUCAUCAUCGGAUCACAACCGCCAUUCGUUGUUCUCUUCCUUUUUUUAGAUUUCCUCAAUCUGUGGGACGCUCGAAGCGUGGUGUCGAACCCGCGUAACCGAGACACGUCGCAGCCGCGAUCCGUUUUGCAAGCUUCGACCGGUCCGGCCGUUGUGACCGUUCGUUCCAUUGUACCGCCAUUAUUCUUUCGCACCCUAUUUAUUGUUCGCCGAAUAUACAUUCGUUUCCACACACACAAACACGCGCGCGCGCGCGCAACUCGCGUUUCUUUGUCGACGAUCGUGCAGGAUUAUUGUCCGAUCUAACUAAAUACAGAAAACGGUCACACACGACCGUCGCCCGCGCUGCCACUCGGAACUGUACCGCGCGCGCACCGACGACAGCGACCUCUGCGCACGCGUUGAAACUCCGUUGCACGAUUCAAACGCGCCAUACAUCGUUCGAUCCAUCCUCUGUUAAACGCGCACCGACGAUCGUUGUUGUACCGGGCAUCGUUGUGCUCGACGAUCGCGCGAACACGCAAUCAAUCAACUUGUCUCUGUAUCUCUGCCGAAAACACAGUACCGUACAUACUGCCAUGGGCCACGACGCCGCGCGACGACCGUCGAGCACGUACCUCGGAUCGCGAGUCGCAGCACAACAGCGUCGCGUGCGCGCAUGCGCGGCCGGCGACGGCCUCCGGCCGUGCGCGCCGCUUCAAUUCGAAACUUCGAAAGUUUCCCGCGUUAAACGGCGUCGGCCUAUCCGUUGCUUUGCGAGAAAGCCUGAUUUGAUUCACGAUUAGCAAGCCUCGACGACGAUCGGCGGAAUUCUGUUCGAUGCUGCAUCAGCGAGAGUCGCUCCCGAAGACCGGUUGUGAACGGAGCUUAAUCGACGCGAGGAGAACCAUCUUUGGGGAUCGUCCGAGGAUAAGGAGAGGGAAGCGUGAAGAACGGCGGCCAGAAGCUGUGUCUCGUGUCGGCCGAGGGAAAAAAAGAAAAUGAAUCGAAUGGCGACUAGAAGAGUAACGAGUUAUUGUAAAUACGAGUAUGCGGAGAAAGGUAUAGAUGUAUCGUACGAGACGCAGUGCGCGAGAGAGGAAUAGAGUGUGUGAAAAUGCGAAACAGAGAGAAAUAGAGCGAGAAAGAAAGAAAGAGAGCGAGAGAGAGAGAGAGUAACAGCGACCCCAAUUCCGAAUCGUAGCUAAUAAAAAAUGAAAUGUAUCCUGAAGGCUGCUCGAUUGACCGACUCGUUUUCAUCGUUCAUCGAUGGCUCGUCAUGGUCCUUGAUUACUAACGCGACAACCAAGUAGGAGAGGGUCGUCAACGACACAACGAUCAGCCGGGAAUGUUGAGGGAAAUUGAACGUCGGAAAUUGAAUGCGUGUAUAAUGUUAUCCAAUACAGUAUUGUAAGCCUAAGUAUUACAUGCCUCCGAUCCACGUCUGUUUGUCUGUCUGUCCGUUCGCCUGUCUGUUUACAGUUUGUACUUUUACGACCCAUGUGUUAUAAUCGCAAUAGCAAUCCGUAAUCGUACGAGCGAUCGACGAGGGGUAGGAGGACCGGCGGUCGGUCUCCCGUGUCCACGAUUCGACGAAUUCCGUUCAGCGUUUCCGUUUCUAAUAUACGUUCUAUACGUCACGUGUCGUCACAUUCCUUUCGCGUUCCGUUGACUAUCGCGUCGCGUUUCACGAAAAAGGCACGUACCACGUUUUUUUCUCUUUUUUUUUUCUUUUUUAGUUUCUCUAGUCGUAGAACCGAUACACACACACACACACGAUCGCUGACCAACCCGCAAAUCGAAAACCCAAAGACAAUCACCUGUGCACAGUGUAAUAACCGCGUUCGCGUAACGCACUCGGCCCCGUAGAUCAGUUUCGCCCCUAAGUAGCCGCCGUUUCACGAUACCGUUUUUCAUAGGAUACGUAUAAACGAACACGUUCGUCGUCGUCGUUGUCCCCCACCAAAUGUAGGAGCAUUUCACACGCGCGAUGUACAAAAUGUUUCUCUUACGUACAACUUCGUUUUGCGGGUCCCUCAGAGCUUGUCGCGAUUUCAUUUUGUCCGCGCGCGCGGUGCACCCGGGGUGCAACCACCGGGCCCCCAAUGCGUUUGUACAUUGAUUGCGGCGCGAUGCCCACACACACACAUACAGACGUACACGUACACGCAUUCAGAGACACAGAAAUAUCGGAAUCGUGGAUGCAACGGAGGACUGCGACUCCUCCCCUCGGCGCGGCCAACCGGAUCCAUCGAUCGGCUCGAUAGCGAAUUUAAUCAGAACCAGCGGAACGAUGCCCGUAAAAAGAGAAAAGAAAAAAGAAGACAAGAAAGAAAAGAAUUACAUAAAUGCAAUAGCAAUGCAGCAACGUUACAUAGAUCCAUUGUGAAUGGUACACAUUUUUACGGACGAUAGGUGAAUAAUAGUAAUAACAAUAAUAUAGACUCGAACUAUCGAUAGAAAAUAGACAAGGUCACUCACUGCAA
Molecule: messenger RNA, 7288 nt
Organism: Megalopta genalis
Lineage: Eukaryota; Metazoa; Arthropoda; Insecta; Hymenoptera; Halictidae
Gene: Ephrin
Product: ephrin
Biological process (GO): ephrin receptor signaling pathway; axon guidance
Cellular component (GO): plasma membrane
Molecular function (GO): ephrin receptor binding
Source: RefSeq, a predicted model, not a curated record